AUGGACCACUACGCGACUCAAAUGAGCCAAAGUUCCAUCCCAGGCCCGUCCCAAGACGAGCCUCAGCCGCAACCCCAACGUGCCGAACCUGUGCCAUUCGAUAUGUAUGCCGAUCCAUCUCAGUACGCUCCACCUGGGCCGGCUCCCACAGCGCACGGAAUGGAGACCGCAGUGGUUGAUGCUGGUAUGGGACAAUAUGGACAGCCCCCCCUCAUGCCGGAUAUGACGGGGCAUGUAGCCGUUCCUCCAUUCGCAGCGCAUUUCCCCCAGCCUCAGAUGGCCCCAGGGCCAUUGUACUACCAUCCUCCAUUUGCACCCUAUUUCCCCCAGCCUCAGAUGGCCCCAGAGCCAUUGUACAACCCCUUCAUCCCUCCUCCGUUCGUACCCUGUUUCCCCCAGCCUCAGAUGGCCCCAGGGCCAUUGCACGACCCCUCCAUCCCACCUCCAAAUGUACCCUGUUUCCCCCAGCCUCAGAUGGCCCCAGGGCCAUUGCACGACCCCUCCAUCCCACCUCCAAAUGUACCCUGUUUCCCCCAGCCUCAGAUGGCCCCAGGGCCAUUGCACGACCCCUCCAUCCCACCUCCAAAUGUACCCUGUUUCCCCCAGUCUCAGAUGGCCCCAGGGCCAUUGCACGACCCCUCCAUCCCUCCGUUUCAACCCUUUUUCCCCCAGAUGAUCCCAGGGCCAUUGUACAACCCCUUCAUCGCUCCUCCGUUUGUACCCUAUUUCCCCCAGCCUCAGAUGAUGCCUGGGCCAUCGCACCACCCCUCCGCCCCUCCUCCUUUUGGAUAUUUACCCCAGCUUUCAGAAAUAUCGGGCGCGGGACGCAAGACUCUUACUGUACCUCCCAAUGUGCAACUGAUCGUACAGCACGGCAUUGUCCGGUACAAAUGCCUUCUUCCGCAGUGUAAAAAGUGGGGUACAAUGCCAAGACCAAGCAUGCUGAAGCAUAUCACUUCGAAAAUGCACACUGGGGACGACGGUCAGUUUAAAUGCGAAUACUGUGACAAGGACUUAAGUCGCUCGGACUCUUUGAAUCGUCAUUACAAGUCUUGUUCCAAAAGACCUAAAGGACCUGGUGAUUCGACCUGAAGUUCGAACGAGUCGUCGCAAGAUUGAUUUAUCAUAUGGUUUCGAUUGGAACAAGGUUCCAGAUAUCUCCCUCGGACAAGAUCAUCGGGCAAGCGUGCAUCAUCUCAUCAUUUGGACUGCAUAAUUCAUCGUUCAUGGACUACACAUUACUUUAUCUAUCAUUUAUAUUUCUCUGCCGUAUCCGCCUGCGGGCAUCCUUCAUUCAUUGUGUUUCUUUGUGUAUCGUUAUAUCGCGCGGUCGUAUCUGUAGCACCCUCCACUCAUUAUUUUGCUCUGUCGUAUCUGCGGCAUCACCUCACUCAUUACAUCUCACACCAUACUUAUGCAUGAACACAUCAAUGCUAUCACUUUCUUUGACCUUG
This is a messenger RNA of Suillus clintonianus, 1454 nucleotides long. RefSeq lists its product as uncharacterized. NCBI's taxonomy places the organism in Eukaryota, Fungi, Basidiomycota, Agaricomycetes, Boletales, Suillaceae. The coding region runs from base 1 to 1092 and encodes 363 amino acids. The transcript is spliced from 2 exons. The record is from RefSeq and is a predicted model, not a curated record.